Messenger RNA from Girardinichthys multiradiatus, 7984 nucleotides. It is a transcript of the gene tulp4b, whose product is annotated as TUB like protein 4b. The transcript has 16 exons. Bases 1078 to 6459 code for a protein of 1793 amino acids. Gene Ontology annotation, molecular function: protein binding. The record is from RefSeq and is a predicted model, not a curated record. NCBI's taxonomy places the organism in Eukaryota, Metazoa, Chordata, Actinopteri, Cyprinodontiformes, Goodeidae.
ACAAGCACAAAGUGCACCAAUGGAGAGGCGCCUGACAACACUACGGCACCGUGCAUCAUUUUAGGAUUAAUAUAUGUAUUUACCUUGGUGUCAGGUACGUACAGCUAUUAAUGAAUUGAAACUUAAACGUCUUUAAUAUAAGUGGCGCAUGUGUAAUUUCUAACCUGCUCCAUUUGUCUCGAUGAGCUCUGACUCACUCAGACAGCUGGAUGCGGUUACAUAUGAGGCGACUAUGAAUAAGAAAGCUUCAGAUAUAAGCUUUAAAUUUAAAGAGCUGGAUCGUCUUUGACUCAUGAUUUCCUCGGAGGCUUUGCAUAUACAGGCUUAAAAGAAAGAGGUAAAUCAUUGCUACUUUAACAUGUUCUUGUUUUUCAUGUCACCGUUUAAUUGCACAAAUCUACGUUGAAGGGUUUAUGUAAUAUUUUCACUGUUUGAGUACAGAUCUGUGUGUGAUUUUCUCUGCCGGUAACAAGGUGACAGCAUCAGUACCCAUGGAGACUGCCAGGGCUCUGCUCUCCAAUGCAGUGUUUCCGUUGCAUAGAGACUGAGAAAGACAGAUUAUCAACGUUGAUGCUCUGCAGGACAUCGCUAUUUUCAACCAAAAAUCUUUCCAUCCGUGUCAGAUCGCUUUACUUGUUGAAUAGUUGCGUUUUUCUUUUUUUCUUACGCCCCCCUUUUUUUCUCCACUGCAACAGGAUUGCACAACUCUCCGGGAUGGGUGACUGGCAUCUGAGGAGGCACGAAUCUUCUAUUGACAAACUCUAAGAUUUGAAUGUGUGAUUGGAUGAAUGCAUGAAGGAUUGAAGAGCUGGACACCCUCUGGCUGUAUGAUGUAUUUUACCUCCCGAUUAUAGCUCAUUUUUUAGGCGCCAACAGGAAAGCAACCAUCACCCUUCAGUGCAUCAUCUGGAUGGAAAUAUGGACACCUUCAGAGGACGCAUUUUGACUCAACAUGCCCAGGAACUAUGAGCCCCACUUCCCGCUGACCAUGAAAAUAGCAACCGUGUACAUACCAAAAAAUCCUGAGCUUCCCUGAAAAGGCAGUUUUGAGUAAAUCAGCCUGGUCAGUCAGUAGGGAUGUUGGCCGCCGUGGAACAUGGUCCCAUCCUGUGCAGCGACUCCAACAUCCUGUGCCUCUCAUGGAAGGGCCGGGUUCCCAAGAGCGAGAAGGAUAAGCCGGUGUGCCGGAGACGCUACUACGAGGAGGGCUGGCUCGCCACAGGGAACGGGAGAGGAGUUGUUGGGGUGACGUUCACGUCGAGUCACUGCAGGAGGGAUAGAAGUACACCGCAGAGAAUCAAUUUUAACUUGCGAGGCCACAACAGCGAGGUUGUUUUGGUCCGCUGGAAUGAGCCCUUUCAGAAGCUGGCGACUUGUGAUAUGGAAGGAGGCAUUUUUGUAUGGAUCCAGUAUGAAGGAAGAUGGUCUGUGGAGUUAGUGAAUGACAGAGGAGCCCAGGUGAGUGAUUUCACUUGGUCACAUGACGGCACCCAAGCACUCAUCGCAUACAGGGAUGGUUUUGUGUUAGUUGGCUCGGUCAGUGGGCAAAGACACUGGUCCUCAGAGAUCAACUUGGAGAGUCAAAUCACCUGUGGCAUCUGGACACCUGACGAUCAGCAGGUCUUGUUUGGAACAGCAGAUGGGCAGGUAAUAGUGAUGGACUGCCACGGACGGAUGCUUGCUCACGUGCUGCUUCAUGAGUCUGACGGCAUCGUCAGCAUGUCGUGGAACUGCCCCGACUUCCUUGUUGAGGACAGCACAGAGAGCGACACAGACUCUGAUGACAAUAUUCUGCCUUUAGUUCGACGAGUCAAGCCUUUGUUGACAGUCACCUUCUUAUCAGGAGAUAUCAGUUUGAUGAACAACUAUGAUGAUCUCUCUCCAGCUAUAAUUCGUUCAGGGCUAAAAGAUGUAGAAGCCCAGUGGUGCUCUCAGGGAGACCUCUUGGCUGUGGCUGGCAUGGAGAAACAUGGGCUCCCAGUUGACACAGCCUGUGCAUCCAUCAUGAGGAAUGCUCUUGUUAAGUUCUAUAAUGUUCAAGGAGAGCACAUAUACACUCUGGAAACACCUGCACAGAGGCCCAUCACCACCAUCUGCUGGGGUCACAGAGACUCCCGCUUGUUCCUUGCAUGUGGGUCAGCACUCUAUGUGGUGCGUGUGGAGCACAGAGUGGCCAGCCUCCAGCUCUUGUGCCAGCAGGGCAUUGCCAGCGCCCUGCGUGAAGAGAAAGAUGUUGGGAAACUGAACAUGCCCUCAUUGCUCUGCUCUUAUGUUACCUCUGCUUUUAUACCAACUAUCAAGCCUCCGAUUCCUGACCCUAAUAACAUCCGUGACUUUGUCAGCUACCCCACGUCCGGGAAUGAGCGGCUGCACUGCACCAUGAAGCGAGCAGAGGAUAGUCCAGAGGCAGGGGGCCCCUGCUACACGCUGUACCUCGAAUAUUUAGGAGGGCUGGUGCCAAUUCUCAAAGGAAGGCGAAUCAGUAAGCUAAGGCCUGAGUUUGUCAUUAUGGAUCCAAAAACUGACAGCAAGCCCGAGGAAGUGUGUGUAAAUCCCAUGAUCUCCUACACAGACAGCUGUAACUGCUCUGACUCCAGUGACAUUGACUUGAGUGAUGAGUGGGUGGGGAAGAAGUCACCAAAGUUAUCCCGUGCAAACAGGUUAAAUAUGGAUUCAAGAAAAUCCCCCAAACUUUCACGCGCCAACCAGGAAAGCCAACGGUCACCACGGCUACCGUCCAGAAAGCCUCUGGUCCGGUCACCCAGCCUGACCCGCCGUGAGUUUACAAUGGAUGGAAUCACAGAGCACAAUUACCUUGCACAGGUCACAUCUAACAUUUGGGGAACAAAGUUCAAAAUUGUUGGACUUGCCUCUUUCCUCCCAGCCAAUCUUGGGGCAGUGAUUUAUAAGACCAGCUUACUUCAUCUGCAACCGAGGCAGAUGACAAUCUACCUUCCAGAAGUACGAAAGAUUUCUCAUGACUUCAUGAGCCUGCCUGUAUUUAACCCCAAUGUGUUCAGUGAGGACGAGGAUGAUCUACCUGUGAUGGGGCCAUCUGGAGUAGCAGAAGACAAUCCACCCUGUACAGUCAAUAUUCCCAUUGCGCCAAUCCAUAGUCCGGCUCAAGCCAUGUCUCCAACUCAAAGUAUUGGUCUGGUUCAGUCUCUCCUGGCCAACCAGAAUAUUCAGCUUGAUGUAUUAACCAAUCCGACAGCCACAGCUGCAGCAGCAGCUGUAGUGGCAGCAGCCUCAGUCCCUGUCACUGAUCAUGGCCAAGAUGCUGUUGCAUCCCCUUACCCUGUGCCAACUAGAUACUCAAAUCCCAGUCAGGGGAUUUUUAGUGGGUUAGAGAUGGGUCCUCUUCUCCCUGGCACGCUGCCUCCCCCACCACCACCUCAACAUCUACCCCCACAUCCUCACUCACAGAGGUCUCACUCGCAGCAGCCUCGCCAGCCGCCAUCCAAACCGUCCCAUACAAUGCAAACACAACAACAACAGCAGCAGCAGCAGAAAAUGCAUCAUCACCAACUGCAACAGCAGCACCACCAUCAGUCCCAGUCACAGCAGCAGCAACAUCAACAACUGCAACAGCUGCACCACCCACAGACUCUACAUCAUCAUCAACAACAUCAUCAACACCAGGCUGAACAACACCAACAAAUGCAACAGACCCAACAGCAGGCGGCAAAUCAACAUCUUCAACAACAGCAGCAAAUCCAACAGCAGCAGCAGCAGAUGCAGCUACAGCACGAGCAGAUGCAACAACAGCAGCACCAGAUGCAACAGCAGCAGCAGCAAAUCCGGCAACAGAUUCAGGAGAUGAGGCAGCAGCAGCAGCAGCUGCAGCAGCAGCAUCAGCAGAUCCAGCAGCAACAUCAGCAAAUGCAGAGGCAGCACCAACAAAUGCAGCAGCAGCUGAAGAUGCAGAUGUCGCUGCCACCAGCUCCUACUGGCUAUCCUACCAUAUCCCUGCAACAGAUCCAUCUUCUUCCUUCAAUUCCUCCUCCCACAGCUUUGCCUGUGCUGGACCGGGGGGACCACACACACACAAUGAAGCCAAGUCUUCCACGGACUUUACCUCCCUCCUUUAAUGACACAGGUGGAUCUGUAGAGAUCCAGAUGAGGAAGGUAAAUCCCCCUCCUCCAUACCCAGGGACAGUAGUGUCUGCCGCUGCUACUCCUCAGACGUUUAUUGCAAACUGUGACAGUCCAAGUGUCCUGGCUCCUGACCCCUGCCUUAAGAAAGAUGCAUUUUUACUUCAGCCUGUCACUUUACAAUACCCAACACCUGUGGGGUAUGAAAGGAUCACAACCUUUGACAGCAGUGGCAAUGUAGAGGAGGUGUGUCGUCCACGCAGACGCCUCAUUCGCAAUCAGAAUGCGUACUCUGUUCACGGCAUUGGGGGUUCAGCAACUCUCAAAGUGACUUCCACAGAAAAUAAAAAAAUUCAGCUUCCGUACAGCUCAGCGACAUUAAGUCGUCUAUCUGUCCCUCGAUAUUCUAUACCAAGUGGAGACCCCCCUCCUUACCCUGAUCCAGCCAAUCAGGUAACUGCUACCCUCCCUCCUCCUCAGAGAAUCGACAGCAGUCUGAUUCAUGCCACUUUACGUCGGGAACGCAGAGAUAUGGGACUCAAAGUGCCACAGAUGAUGGACAGCUCAAGAACCCUGCCCACCAAGGCUAAAAUGAACAGCGCCUUAUCGCUUUCCUACCAGCAGAGGGUCCCCACUGCAUUGUACACAUGCACACAGUGCAGCAGUAACAGCAGUAGUACCAGUGUCAGUGUGAGUGGAGGGGGAACUACAAGUAGCGGCAUUGCAGGUGGUACAGUUGUAAGGCAGGAUUUCCCACCGGGCAAAGGGGCUCAUCACAGCACCAUUAUAGUGCACUCCAAAAGUGCCUCACCGCUGGCGUCUCAGUCAUCUUACAGUCUGCUGGGAGCUGUAGAUAACAGCCGGGACAGAACGGUGUACGUAAACUCUGCCUUUACAGAGGACGAGACUUUAAGUCAGCAGUGUCAUCUUGAGAAAUCUGUUCGUCAGUUGAAUCUGGGUGAUGGCAGUUUGAGAGUCAAACGCCCUCCGCCUUACCAGUGGGACACCUCCACUGCAGAGGACUUCUGGCUUACUCCAGAGCAGACGAUGUUAGCCCCCCCACCCGGAAAUCCUAAACCACCCCCUCUCAUUAUCAGUCAGGCACAGCACUUAGAUGUGACACGGCUUCCUUUCGUCCUUACAACGAAACCUCCAACCAGUCUGAACACAAGCACUCUUACUUUCCCAUCAGGGUACCAGAUAUCCCUCGCGCCUUUUCCCUCAGGUGUGGGUCAUAGUGGACCUCCACUUCAGACCCUACAGAACUCUCCGCCACAGUGUUCCCCAAAUGAGGUAGUCACUUCGGUAUCCUUUGCUCAACAGGAUCCUAGUUUGGUCUUACCACCAGGCUACCCUCCAAACUUGGCUAACUUGGCUUGCUGCCCUCUCCCUCCACUGUAUCCUGGAACUAGCUCAUGUCCUGGAAUUCAGCUUCACCCUGUAAGUCUACAUCCUUGGAACCCUUACCCCUGUCCACCUCCAAUGCAGGAUCCUCCAGCUCCUCCCCUGCCAACUAAAACUCAUCAGAUUUUAGAAAAGCCACUACUCUCCCCACCUCCGCCCACUGCUCCACCUCCACCACCUCCACUACCACCUCCUCCCCCGCCCACUGAGUUGCUCCCAUCCAAACGUGGCACAGGAGAACAAGCCGAAUCUGCCAACAAUUUUCCAGAGCCGUCAUCCCUAAAUGAAAGCCCUGUCCCUCAGGAGUCGGAACGCUUCAGCAAGAAGAGCUGUAAAAGAGUUGAUAGCAGGGCAGAGGAGGGCAACAUGCCCACAGUCUCUGAGGGCAGAUCAAGGAAAGAUGGGCGGGCGCUUUCUGACUUCAACACUCUCAUAUCCAGCCCAAGGCUCGGCAGCAGAGAGAAGAAGAAGCCCAAGGGGCAAAAAGAGCAACUCAAUAAAACAAAAAAAAUGAGCAGAACAACAAAUGAGUUCCAGGACAGCUCUGAAAGUGAACCAGAGCUGUUUAUUAGUGGCGAUGAGCUCAUGAACCAGAACCAGAGUAGUAAAAAGAGCUGGAAGAACAAGAGGAGCAUGCGUUUGGCAAGUGAGCUGGAAGAAAUAAAGUGCCGCAAGGCAAACGAAAGAGAGGACCGUAGUUUAGGCAGCCAAGGGUUUGUCUACAUCAUGGCCAAUAAGCAGCCACUUUGGAAUGAAGCUACGCAGGUCUAUCAGCUUGACUUUGGCGGUCGAGUCACUCAAGAGUCAGCAAAAAAUUUUCAGAUAGAGCUGGAUGGUCGGCAGGUGAUGCAGUUCGGGCGAAUAGAUGGGAACGCUUACAUCCUGGAUUUUCAGUACCCUUUCUCAGCCGUGCAGGCGUUUGCUGUCGCCUUGGCCAAUGUGACUCAAAGGCUCAAAUGAAGAGUUGUUUUGUUGGUGUUGCUGUACUGUACUGGUCUUAGAUUCUGAUGUUCGGGAUUGUGAACCAUUUAUUCUUUUUUUUUCUGAUUUUGUAUUUGUCUGUGCACAUAUCAGUAAUUUAGUCAAUGUAGUGAAGGCAAAGUCAGUUAGUUUGGAUCUGAUGGAACCUAUCAGGUAAUCCAGAACUUUGACUUAAUGCUGCAGUUCAAUAACAUAAAUAAAUAAAUGACUACAUACAUAAAUAAAGUCUUUACACAGGUGAUCUUCAUUAUGCAUUAAAAAAUGCAAAUUUCCGAAGGUAGAAUGACGCCCAAAAUUGAGAAUACGUAACCUCUAAGCCAUACCAUAGGAUAUCUGAGACAAAUAUUGCACUUUUUAAAUUUGAUAAACAAAAACAUUGAACAACAGCUGGUUUUAUUAUUUGUUGUUUUAAGGACUUCAUGGACUUUGCUGAUUCAGACCUCAUCACAAGUAAGGAUUAGAUGAGAUUUGUUUCAUUUGCUCUGCUAUGUGCUUUCAAUGAGUUAGUCAUUGCAUCUGAAAGAUCUGAGCAAAUUAUGGCAUUGUUUUUAUGUUACUUCUAUGAAGUUAUGCAAUGAGCGUUAAAAAUCAUCUUCUGGCAAAAAUACUACAAAUUAAUUAAAAGAGGCAGUAAUAUUUUAUUGGGUUUUUAUUUUACAUUUGUAGAUUGAAUCAUAAUUGUGUAAUGCUAUAGCCCAAACACAGUUUAUGUUUACACAAAUCAUCUCUUUGCUGGUUAAUUAAGUCUGAGUGCCAUGUGUAAGCUGAUUGGUUAAAAAAAUACUUUUAUACAGUAAGGUCUUACUUUUUUGUUUUUUUUUUUGUUUUUUGCUGGUUGUUGCUGGAUGAUGCUACUUGAAUCCUGCAAUUGAAUUCUGCAUUUGAAUGUGAAGUGCUGUAGUUUCACCAUUUGGAAAUCAGUGCUGCUUUGAAUAGAUAGAGCUUGUGUGCAAUAAUCCUACCUUCACAGAACUGAUGUUGUACUUGCAAAAGAAAAUAUAAAGCCGCUUGCUGCCCUGUGGAUUUAGCAAGUGACCUAUACUUAGAUGAAAAGUGGAAAUACGUUGCUAACAUUAAUCCUUUUUGGUUCUUUACUGUUGUUUUGAAAUACCAAAUGUUUUGUGGUGUUACACUUGUGGACAAAAAAAAAAUGAAAAGAAUUUUGCAAAAGUAUGAAAUCUAUUUACAAGUUGGUUCGAUGAGGAUUGAGAUUCAUGUAAAUGUGGUGCUACUGUACAAAGAAGACAAAUGUCUGAAUGUUGUUGGUUCAAAAUGAUUUUAAUGGGAAAGCUUUGGAGAGCAACAAGAAGUGCAAUGAUUUCAUUUAAGAGUGCUUUUCCAUCUGUGCAACUUUAAAGACAGUGUGCACCAGUCAUCAGCAAUACUGCCUAAUGAAUAGUUUGCAGCCAGAUCUUAUUUCUCUUAUUCUGUGAUGAAAAGGACAAAAAUAGGUUUGUAAAGACCUAUGGGCUAGCCAAGAUGUAAUAAAAUAUAUUUAUCUGCA